Molecule: messenger RNA, 2595 nt
Organism: Ailuropoda melanoleuca (giant panda)
Lineage: Eukaryota; Metazoa; Chordata; Mammalia; Carnivora; Ursidae
Gene: GPR132
Product: G protein-coupled receptor 132
Exons: 3
Coding region: 218-1372 (384 amino acids)
Biological process (GO): G1/S transition of mitotic cell cycle; negative regulation of G2/M transition of mitotic cell cycle; G protein-coupled receptor signaling pathway
Cellular component (GO): membrane
Molecular function (GO): G protein-coupled receptor activity
Source: RefSeq, a predicted model, not a curated record
CCCAGGCCGGGCUGGCCAACCCGGGGCCUCCUGUUUACAGCAAGGAGAGUUUGAAAGGAAACACUUGGACCCUGCUACUUCCUGAAAGUUCUCAGCUGGGCCUACAGAGCGUGAGUGUGAGGUUCACCUCCCUGAGUCAUUUUGAACUCUCAGAGCAAACUUCUCAAUAGGAUCGACAAGAUGUGUGACGGGAACUAGACAGCCUGUUAGAACCACCAUGAAGUUGGAACCCUCAAAUAUGCCAGGAAACGCCAGCGCGGUAACCAGCCCUGUGCCAGUGGCCGUGCUUCCCGGCAUGGGCACCGCGACCUGCAACGGGUCCUUCGAGGACAGCAGAGUGCUCCUGGUGGUGGUGUACAGCCUGGUGUGCGUGCUGGGGCUGCCGGCCAACUGCCUGACGGCCUGGCUCACGCUGCUGCAGGUGCUGCAGGGCAACGUGCUGGCCGUCUACCUGUUCUGCCUGGCGCUCUGCGAGCUGCUCUAUAUCAGCACCCUGCCGCUCUGGGCCAUCUACAUCCAGAACCAGCACCGCUGGACGCUGGGCGUCUGGGCCUGCAGGGUGACGGGCUACAUCUUCUUCUGCAACCUGUACGUGAGCAUCUUGUUCCUCUGCUGCGUCUCCUGCGACCGCUUCAUGGCGGUGGUGUACGCCCUGGAGACCCGUGGCCGCCGCCACCAGUGGACCGCCGUCCUCGUCUCCGUGUCCGUCUUCGUUGUCGUCGGGCUCGCUCACUGCCCAGUGUUUAAGAUGGAGGAGAAGGAGACGUGCUUCGAGGCGUCGAUGGACAGCGAGAUUGCUGGCUACUACUACUCGCGCUUCACCGUGGGGUUCGCCAUCCCCCUCUUCGUCAUCGCCUUCACCAACCAGCGCGUCUUCAAGAGCGUGAGGCUGAGCGCGGGGCUGAGCGCCGCCCAGAAGGCCAAGGUGAAGCACUCGGCCAUCGCGGUCGUGACCAUCUUCCUGGUCUGCUUCGCCCCCUACCACCUGGUGCUCCUCACCAAAGCCGUCGCCUACUCCUACUACAGGGGGGACCCGGGCGUCAUGCGCACCUUCGAAGCCAACCUGUGCAAGCUCUCCACCAUGUUCCUGUGCCUGUCCACGGUGAACAGCGUGGCCGACCCCAUCAUCUACGUGCUGGCCACCGACCAUUCGCGGCAAGAAGUGUCUAGAAUCCACAAGGAGUGGAAAAAGUGCUCCGCGAAAACAGACGUCACCCAGCACACGUGUUCCAAGAACUCAGAGGAGCUGCCACUGCCCAUGUCGGUCACAAAUGACUCCACAUUCCCCAGGACUGUCCACCCAUCCGAGUCAGAGCCGGCCGCGUGGGGCUCACUGGACACUUUGGGAAGGCUGAGUGAGCAGUCCCGCUGAGCCCAGUGUCCUGCAGGGCAGAGUGGCCGGCGUGGGAGCCCAGGGGCCCGAGGUGUGGCUUCCCCAUCCACUGAGCUUGCUAGCCAGUGUCCAUGGCGCCAGCCACGAAGCCCCCCCUGGAAAACAUGCCGCCGAUUUCUCAUUCCUGGAGCCAUGCCCUUGUUAAGCCCCUGCCCCCUCAGGGUCCCACUGGACUCCACACAGAAGGUGGCAGCAUGCCCAGGAGAAGGGUGAUGCUCCAGGCCGCGGGGUACCCAGCCUCGCAUGGCAGGCAGGACAGCCUCUUCCUCUGGACUCGUGCUGGCCGGCCCACUCGGCUAUUAGCGAACAGCAGGGCCGCUGGCAGAGGCCUCGUGUCUGCCUAGUGCUGCCGGGGGUAGGUGCCUGGUCAGUAUCCACCGUGAUGACUUUAUCUUCCGUGCUUUUCUGCAAGCAUUGCUUGGAUGACUGUGUUCUGCCUCGAAAGGCCCAUGCAAACUGGGACCUUCACACAGCACCAGGUCACGGCGGGACAGCCGAGGCCUGCGAGGUGGGACAGCAGCCCAGCCCUGAGGGCCCUGGGCUGCUCUGUGCUGAGCAGGUCUGAGGCUUCAGGCUGCUGUGGACCCCACAGGGGACCCUCCGGCAGGGUGGCCAACAUAUCUUCUCGAGGAUGCCCAGGGCGGGAAUGCUAGUGGACACCCCAGGAAGGGUGACACGGCCAUCGAAGAGGCUCAGAGAAUGUAGGAAUUCCUCUGCAUUGGGCUUCCUGGCUUCCCUGGCAGGGGAGAAGCCGCCGCGGGCUCGGAACAGGGGGAUCGGGAGUGGGCAGGUGAGGCCCCAGGCCUCCAGCCCUGCAACAAGGUACGAAUGGAGUGUGGGUGGAGCACGGAACCAGGCCCACACGAGGCCCAGAGUCGGCCAGGUCACGGCGCGGCCUGGGUUUCCCUCCUGUAACAGGGUCAGUAACACCUACCUCGAGGGUCAGCAUGGGGGGCUGACCCACCACCUCUGCUCAGGCACUCUGGAACGGAGCCCAGCAGGCUGCACGCCCCGCAGAGGGGCCCUGGCUCCCCCAGGCGCCUGCCCUUCACGGGAGCUGUGCUGGGCCGUGGUGCCAAGUUAUGUUCUCCUGGCUGUAAGGCAGCUAGCUGUCCACUGUCCUUCCUUGCAGUGAGAGACAUUGAAAAGAUACAUUUAGAAAAUUUGUCUAGAAAUAAAGAUGCAAACAUGCAACCGGUCAA